Messenger RNA from Bacidia gigantensis, 480 nucleotides. RefSeq lists its product as uncharacterized. Bases 1 to 480 code for a protein of 159 amino acids. The record is from RefSeq and is a predicted model, not a curated record. The transcript has 2 exons. Lineage: Eukaryota; Fungi; Ascomycota; Lecanoromycetes; Lecanorales; Ramalinaceae.
AUGGAUACCCUCAUGGAAGACCAUGACAUAGUUCGGUCGCUAGAUGGCACUGGUGAGCUGAGAGAGCUGGUAAACUUGAAGAAAUGGAUUGCAGUCGUAGACUUCUGUGAAAGGAAGGCUAAGAAAGGUGACCAAGGGGACACUUUGCAGUGUCUCAGAGCUAUCGCGCUUCUUCUCGAUAGUCGACCAAGUAAGAAAGAUGCAGGAUGCCAAGAGCUAGAAGCACUCCUGGACCGUACACCACCUGUCAAUACGCCAUCUGCAUUAGCGCUUCUCGACGGAUUACAAGAUGCCAUUAGCCCAAAUGAAUUGCUUGCAACAAAGCUUCAACGUGCGUGGGAACGUGCAGCGACAUCUACCCAGCUCGGUGAUGGGCUUCUCAAAGCAUGGUUUCAAGCGAAAUUCAGAAGAGCAUUGUACUUCGAAGCCAAGCAGGUAUGGCUCCUACCUCGUCAAGUCUUUAACGCUUUUGGUGCAUAG